AUGGCGGAGCUGAAACUCUCCGAGAGCCGCGACCUUACCCGCAUCGAGCGUGUGGGCGCUCACUCCCAUAUCCGCGGUCUCGGCCUCGACUCCUCCCUCGAGGCGCGCGACGUCUCCGAGGGCAUGGUUGGUCAGACCGCCGCGCGCAAGGCCGCCGGCGUCAUCCUCCGCAUGAUUAAAGACGGCAAGAUCGCGGGCCGCGCGGUCCUGCUCGCUGGACAGCCCGGCACCGGCAAGACUGCCAUAGCCAUGGGCAUGGCCAAGUCCCUCGGCCUCGAAACUCCCUUCGCCAUGAUCGCCGCCAGCGAAAUCUUCUCGCUUGAAAUGUCCAAGACUGAGGCGCUCACUCAGGCGUUUCGCAAGGCCAUCGGCGUGCGCAUCAAGGAGGAGACCGAGGUCAUCGAGGGCGAGGUCGUUGAGGUCCAAAUCGACCGCCCCGCAGUGGCCGGCGCCGCAGCCAAGACCGGAAAGCUCACGCUGAAAACCACCGAAAUGGAGACCGUAUACGACCUCGGCGCGAAGAUGAUUGAGGCGCUGGGGAAGGAGAAGGUUAGCAGUGGCGAUGUUAUUGCAAUUGAUAAGGCUUCCGGGAAGAUUACCAAGCUCGGGAGGUCGUUUUCUAGGUCGAGGGACUUCGACGCUAUGGGGCCGCAGGUGAAGUUCGUGCAGUGCCCUGAUGGGGAGUUGCAGAAGAGGAAGGAGGUGGUGCAUUGCGUCACUCUUCAUGAAAUUGAUGUCAUCAAUAGCAGAACACAGGGAUUUCUGGCUCUUUUCACUGGCGAUACAGGUGAAAUCCGAGCAGAAGUCAGAGAGCAAAUUGACACCAAAGUGGCAGAGUGGAGAGAAGAAGGAAAGGCAGAGAUUGUGCCUGGUGUUCUUUUCAUUGAUGAGGUGCACAUGCUUGACAUAGAGUGUUUUUCAUUCCUCAAUCGGGCUCUGGAGAAUGAAAUGGCUCCCAUAUUGGUUGUUGCUACCAACAGAGGCAUCACAACUAUUAGAGGCACGAAUUACAAAUCCCCACACGGGAUUCCCAUUGACCUGUUGGAUAGACUGCUCAUCAUCUCUACUCAACCUUACACAGAGGAUGAAAUUCGCAAGAUUCUGGAUAUCAGAUGCCAAGAGGAAGAAGUGGAAAUGAGUGAAGGUGCAAAGCAUUUGUUAACCAAAAUAGGUGUGGAAACAUCCUUGAGAUAUGCCAUUCAUCUUAUCACAGCAGCUGCAUUGGCAGCCCAAAAGCGAAAGGGAAAAACAGUGGAUCUGGAAGAUAUUAAUCGGGUUUACAAUCUGUUUUUGGAUGUCAAAAGAUCAACACAGUACUUAAUGGAGUAUCAGAGUCAGUACAUGUUCAGUGAUACAGGAGAAGCUGAUGAAGAUGAAACCAAUGCCAUGGCCUCGUAG
Sphenostylis stenocarpa is the source of this 1398-nucleotide messenger RNA. NCBI's taxonomy places the organism in Eukaryota, Viridiplantae, Streptophyta, Magnoliopsida, Fabales, Fabaceae. The record is from the annotation of a GenBank genome assembly.